Messenger RNA from Iphiclides podalirius (scarce swallowtail), 651 nucleotides. NCBI's taxonomy places the organism in Eukaryota, Metazoa, Arthropoda, Insecta, Lepidoptera, Papilionidae. The record is from the annotation of a GenBank genome assembly.
AUGCGCCUAGAGAGCUGGCGCAAGGCCCUCGUGUGGCAGAAACGCUACUUGCAACGCGUCCUGGCCGGCUACACGCGCUUCGAGCGCGGCCUCCUGCAGAACACGCCACACCUGCCACACCUGCCACGGGAGCCCCGCCCCACCGGCAAGAAGCUCUUCAAGUGCGUGGUGACGGUGGUGGUGACCGUUCUGCGAAUGGAGUUCCUAGUGCGGCGUCGGCAGCAGGCGCGCAACGCCGCCGCCUGCCUCUUGCGCAACGACAACCAGAAUGACGCUGACAACAACGCUUUUGCGUCGCGGCACAAUAUCACAGGCACGCCGCUGGUGACCCCGCGGGCGCUGCUGGCGCGGCGGCUGCGCCUCGCCCCCUCCACCCCCUGCGCCCCCUCCACCCCCUGCGCCCCCUGCGCCCCCUCCGCCUCCCCGUGCCCCCCCUCGCCCCUCGCGCAGCGCACCCCCCGCGCGCCCUUCACCCUGCACACGCCCCACUCGCCUCUCACGCCGCUCGGAGCGCUAAGCACCGUGGACGACGAGGUGAAGGGGUCUCUGGGCGUCAACUCGCCUCGUAAUGAGUUUUACUUACUCAGUUCCCCCCGUGGCGACGCGGCGUCCGAGUACGCGCUCGGCCGGCCGGAGGGGCCGGACGUGCCC